CACCCUCCUUCCAAGCUCUUGUUCAGCAGUCACACUCGUUUCCACUUUUUCUGUUGUGAUACGAUAAUAGUUGUCUCACUAAACUGGAACUGCCCUGAGAUGUUGGCAACUCUUGAAAAUAUUCAAUACUUCCAAGAUCUGGGCCCUAGAGAGCCGUCGUCAGGGAACCUGGACCUCGACAUGAUUGAGGAGUACCUGCAGGAGCACUCGGUCGAGGUGAUGUGUGCACCAGGUGUGCAGAGGCAAAAUCAAGAGGAGCACGGUAUUGCAGAGAACAGCUGGUCUGGACAUUAUGCAUAUGAAUGGCAUUAUGGUGGAGUGCCAGGAACAGAUGAGACGCAUGAACCACAGCCUCAGCAGCAGCAGCAGCAGCAGCAGACGUGGCUCUGUCAGUCCAGUCACAAUGAGUGGGGACACUUCCAGUAUGACAGAAACCGGUACAGUGACUCAGAUUCGCUGUCCACCAGUUCUGGUUGCCAAGAAUUUCCACCAUCUCCGACCUCCGACAUGAAGGGUCAAAUUUCAUAUGACUCCCUGGCUCUAGCGCCGCUCUCAGGUAAAAGGAAAGAGCGGCUGUUUCAGUUCUUAUAUGAGAUGCUACAGACACCAGACAUGCGGAGCUGCAUUUGGUGGGUUCAGUCUAACAACGGAACGUUUCAGUUUUCGUCCCAGAACAAGGAAAAGCUGGCUGAGAUGUGGGGCAGACGCAAGGGUAACCGGAAAACCAUGACGUACCAGAAAAUGGCCCGCGCCCUACGAAACUAUUCGCGAACAGGAGAGAUCUGCAAAGUGAAGCGUAAACUCACCUAUCAGUUCACUGAGGGAACACUGAGAGGCCUUCAGAACAAAUGA
Messenger RNA from Sinocyclocheilus grahami, 852 nucleotides. Its product is annotated as transcription factor Spi-B-like. Gene Ontology annotation, cellular component: nucleus. The transcript is spliced from 6 exons. The coding region runs from base 100 to 852 and encodes 250 amino acids. Gene Ontology annotation, biological process: cell differentiation; regulation of transcription by RNA polymerase II. The record is from RefSeq and is a predicted model, not a curated record. Lineage: Eukaryota; Metazoa; Chordata; Actinopteri; Cypriniformes; Cyprinidae. Gene Ontology annotation, molecular function: sequence-specific DNA binding; DNA-binding transcription factor activity, RNA polymerase II-specific.